Molecule: messenger RNA, 333 nt
Organism: Prunus avium (sweet cherry)
Lineage: Eukaryota; Viridiplantae; Streptophyta; Magnoliopsida; Rosales; Rosaceae
Source: RefSeq, a predicted model, not a curated record
AUGGUUGAAUUUAAUGAAAACCAUCCCAAGAGAUUGAAAGGGGACAAUGUGUUUGAAGCCAUUUGUGAGUAUUUUAAGGAGAUAGGAAACAUUAUGAGUGGAGAUGACAUAAACUUCUUUAUCUGUACAAGUGCAUGCACCUUUGGAAUGUAUGAGAUUGAUUUUGGGUGGGGAAAGCCAAUUUGGGUGAGCAUACCUGGUGAUAUACUCAAGAAUGUUGCUACUUUGAUUGACACAAAGGAGGGUGAUGGAGUAGAUGCAUGGGUAAGUUUAAGUGAGGAAGACAUGGCAUUAUUUGAACGUGACCGGAACUUCUUGCUUUUACUUCUUUAA